Messenger RNA from Pedinophyceae sp. YPF-701, 753 nucleotides. The record is from the annotation of a GenBank genome assembly. Lineage: Eukaryota; Viridiplantae; Chlorophyta; Pedinophyceae.
AUGCAGUACCGCGGGCGGCGCGCGAAGCGCGUGCGGAACCUGAAGUCGCGGGUGGUGAAGGUGACGACGGUGUCGGGGUGGGAGGCGGUGCUGAAGCGCGCGGGAAGCAAGCCAGUCGUCGUGAUGUUCGGAGCGGCGAACGUCACUCCGUGCAAGCACAUGCAGCCCAUCUACGCGGACAUCUCGAAGGACGUGAAGAACAAGGGGUUCGUCUUCUGCGACAUCGACGUGCACAAGCUCCCCGCGGUCGCAGAGAAGGCCGGCGUCGAGAAGCUGCCCACCUACGCGGUCUUCAAGGACGGGGAGAAGGUCGAGAUGUUCUCCGGCGGCACGCCGAGCAAGCUGUUGGAUAUGCUAAACAGAUACCGCCCGCCUCGCUCCGCGACCGAGGGCGGCUCCGGCGCGCUGAAGUGGGUCGUGGGGGGGCUGGGCGCGCUCGCCGUGGCGGCCGCGGGGGCGUGGUACGCGGUGGCCGUCGCGGGGUGGCCCGGGGGGGGCGAGUCGACGGAAUCAAAGGGGGGGUCCGCGCAGCAACCGAAGAAGAAGCGCGCGGAGGCGGCGAAGGCGGCUGCGCCGAGCCGUGUUGGGGACGAGGAGGACGAGGAGGACGAGGACGAGGAGGAGGCGGGGGGGAGUGCAGGGGGGGGGUCGAGGGUGCAGGUGCUGGCGGAGGGGGAGGACGAAGACGAUGACGUGGAUGUUGACAGCGACGACGACGAGGAGGACGAGGACGAGGACGAGGACGACUACUGA